Molecule: messenger RNA, 1888 nt
Organism: Brassica rapa (field mustard)
Lineage: Eukaryota; Viridiplantae; Streptophyta; Magnoliopsida; Brassicales; Brassicaceae
Product: precursor of CEP4
Source: RefSeq, a predicted model, not a curated record
GAACUCUAGCCUAUGUAGAACUCUAUGCAUCUUUGACAAAACCAUGUGAUUCUUGGAAAUUACCUAUUCGAAUAAUUAUGGUAAAAAUAAUAUUUUUAUACCAUGCAUCAAUUUCAUAAGUUUCUACAGUGAAUACACAAAUAUCUGUAUCCAUACGUGUUGAUUUGUUGUGGCAAUAUAAUGAAAAAUGAAUAGGAGUGGAACUUCAGACGUCAUGCAAACAACCAUGUCCAACAAAUCUAUCCAUGCUAAGCCUACAAUUGUUUUUUCUUUUUCAUGUCUGAGAAGUUUAUUCAGACUCAGCCUAACUAAAAGCUCACCUCGAUAAUGAUUGUUCAAAGCUAUUUUUACAUGCAUGUAUGUAUUUAAUUUAAAGUCAAUAUGGAAUAACAUUAAUGAACUUUACUUAAACGUACUAUGUUUAUAUCAAUUUUUUUAAAAUUCCUUACAUAUAGCAAAAAAAAAAGAAAUUGUCAACAUCAUUGAAUACCUAGGUACGUAGAAUACUCUAAAUUGAUGUUUUUAUUUGAACCUAGCACUUCCACAUGUAAGCCAUAAGGCAAAGGCUAUAACAAAAACAGUUUAAUCAGAGUAGGUUUAACGGAUCGAGUAAUAAAUCAUUUACAUGAUUAAACAAAUAUGCAUACCGCAUGAACCUGGUUAAUAUUAAAUCUAUAUAGUCUAAUCAAGAACAUUGCUGCUAAAACCAAAAGAGAAAAAGGAAAAAAAGAACAAUGACUACGUUUCUGUUGAUGAAUGGCUAAGAAAAUAUUCUAUCAUGGAGCAUAGAAAGAAAAAAGAAAAAAAAAUCAUGGAGCAUAGAACUUUCCAUUUUUGGAAAUAUUCGAGGGCGAAUACUCUUUUUUAUUUCAAGCCAAAAACUAAAACAUGCAAACUGCAAAGUAUAACAUGUUGAGCCGAGUCAUAUGGUUUUGUGGGUCCUCUAACCUUUGGAUCCUUCUUAAAUUGCACACUUCUCUCUUGUUUUUGUGAGAAGAAAGCAACCACUUAAGCAUACGCUCUAAACGGUUCUAAGAUUUUAUAACCAAAACACAAAGUUCUCAGUGAUGGUGAAUCGUGGCUGUUCAACCACGAUUUUGUCUGGUUCUCUUAUAAUUCUUCUGGUGGUACAACUACACUUUGAGACUACAACGGCAGCUCGACAUGCCCCUGUUGUUUCCUGGUCACCACCUGAGCCGCCUAAAGAUGAUUUUGUGUGGUACCACAAGAUCAACCGCUUCAAGAACAUAGAACAAGAUGCGUUCAGACCAACUCACCAAGGUCCUAGUCAAGGUAUCGGACAUAAGAGCCCUCCUGGUGCUUCUUAAAAUACCCAUUUGGUUUUGGAGAAACUUACCACUUUGUCGCUCAGAGUUCGCGUUUGUUUUUGAUAUUUUGUGUGCUGUUGUUACGUAAAAGGAUAGAAGAAGUUGCAUACCACUUUCUUGUGGAGAGGACAUGAACGUGAAUCAAACAAGAAAAUGAUUUCAGAAUUUCUUUUUGCAAAGUGAUAUAUACUUCAUCCUUUAGGAAAGGCUGUGAAGGCAUCUAUUGCUUAUGGUGCUUAUUAUUUUGGUGUUUGUUGUUCUACGUUGAGACUUGAGAUGUCCAUUCUUUUUAGUAGAUAUAUGUAGUUUUCCUCGGUUUACAAUAAAGUUAAUAAUUGAUGGCAUUUUUUAGCUAUCAAACAGCUAAAUAUUUGUUUUAACUCUAUUUUAUAGGAAUUUUAAUUUGAUCGCUACAAAAUACGAUAAUGAAAAUAGGAAUUUUGCAUCCUAUAUAUGUACGUAGUAAUAUAAGGUUUGCUGGCUGGAUUCGAUAAUUUAUACGCAUCCUUAUGAUAUUCGAUUAAAUUUCAACUACUCAUUUGUAUUUGUCCCAAGUUAUU